Molecule: messenger RNA, 2340 nt
Organism: Neoarius graeffei (lesser salmon catfish)
Lineage: Eukaryota; Metazoa; Chordata; Actinopteri; Siluriformes; Ariidae
Product: taste receptor type 1 member 1
Exons: 7
Coding region: 1-2340 (779 amino acids)
Biological process (GO): G protein-coupled receptor signaling pathway
Cellular component (GO): membrane
Molecular function (GO): G protein-coupled receptor activity
Source: RefSeq, a predicted model, not a curated record
AUGGGGUUGCACAAACAGAAGAAGCAAGUGAACGUGAUCUGUAAAGACCAGCUGUGCUUACAAGGAACUGCCAACAGCCAUGGCUACUACAUGGCACAGGCUCUGCGCUACGCUGUGGAGGAGAUCAACAGCGACAGUCAGCUCCUGCCUGGCAUCACUCUCGGCUACCAGAUGUAUGACACUUGCUCGCUUCGAGCUAGUAUUCUGGGCACGGUGACCCUCUUAGCCCAGCAGUAUAACAGAGAGAAAGUGGAGCCUCGAGCGAUCGUUCUCAUCGGACCAGACAGCAGCAGCUACAGUUUCACUCCAGCUGCUGGACUCGGUGCCUUUCUGAUGCCUGAGAUCUCAUAUGAAGCUUCAAAUGAAAUGCUGAGCAACAAACAGCUAUACCCAUCUUUCUUUCGCACCAUCCCCAGUGAUAAAAACCAGGUGAAAGUCAUGCUCGAGAUUCUUGCGAGAUACAACUGGACCUGGAUAGCCCUUCUCGGGAGUGACAAUUCUUAUGGCUUGCAGGGAAUGUUGAGCCUGUCUCAGCAAGCAUCAGAUUUCAAUAUCUGCGUCGCAUAUCAAGCAGUGAUUCCUAAUCUUCAAGCUGACACACAGUCACGGAUGCAAGACAUUGUCAAGAAUAUCAUCAAAACCAAAGUGAAUACCAUUGUAGUGUUUUCCAGCAAGAGAAUAGCCAGAGGGUUUUUCUCAUUUGUAAUAGAGCAGAAUGUGACGGGGAAGGUGUGGAUCGGGUCUGAGGACUGGUCCGUGGCACCCUUAGUGUCUGGCAUCCCAGGAAUCAGUACAAUUGGAACUGUCUUGGGCGUGUCUGUAAAAUAUACACCUUUUAAUGGGUUCCAAGAUUUUGUGAACCAGGCCAUAGCUAAGCUUCAACACAUCAGUGUUGAAAACAGUUCCAGUGAAAUGAGCGUCCCAUGCUUACAGAAUACAGACCUGUACAAAAUGGCAUCUGCACAAUAUCCUCUGUCAAACUACGAUAUCGCCUCUUCGUUUAAUGUGUAUCAGGCGGUAUAUGCAGUGGCUCAUGCAUUGCACCAGGCUCUCAGGUGUGAUUCUGAAAAAUGUCAGAACACUGAAAUACAGCCAUGGCAGCUCUUCCAAUAUUUAAAACGGGUACGGAUUUCCAUCAGAAACACAACGCUAUAUUUUGAUGAGCAUGGAAACCCGCCAACAGGAUAUGACAUUGUUGCAUGGAAAUGGAUUAAUCAAACAUGGUCCCUCAGAGUGGUGGGAUCAUUUCUUACAGAGCCCCCUAGUCUUCAGAUAGACGCUUCACAGAUGCAGUGGAUGCCUGAAUCACGCUGUUCCCCAGACUGUCCCUAUGGGCACAGGCAACUGCAGAUUGGACAACACAAAUGCUGUUUCAAGUGCAUAGAAUGUCCUGCUUCCACUUUCCUCAACAAAACUGGCUCUACUAGCUGCCAGCCCUGCAACAAAGAUUAUUGGUCUCCAUCUGGGAGUGAGGACUGUUUACAGAGAACAGUUCUGUACCUGCGAUGGGAUGCUCCAUUGGCCAUUGUUCUCCUGGUUCUUCUGGCACUGACGCUGCUGCUCACCCUGGGCACUGCUCUUAUCUUCCUACUCAAACUGAACACCCCUGUGGUAAAGUCUGCAGGUGGCAGGACAUGUCUGCUGAUGUUGUUGGCUCUGACUCUAGCUGCCUGCAGCUCAUUGUGCACUUUCAGCAAGCCCUCUCGAGCAUCCUGCCUGUUCAGAAAGUCCUUGUUCAUCUUCUGUUUCACUGUCUGCCUGACCUGCAUGACUGUCCGUGCCUUCCAGGUGGUGUGCAUAUUCAAGUGGUCUGCAAAGCUUCCCAAGUUCUACGAUAUCUGGGUCAAAAAUCGAGGCCCUGAUAUCUUCAUCGUGGUCACCUCUUUGGUUGAGCUCCUCAUCUUUGUUCUCUGUACAAGCUUAAGUACACCUCUCCCCUCAGCGGACUAUGACUUCUAUUUUGACAGCAUUAUAUUAGAGUGCAGUGAAAGUGUGUCUGUGGUGCUUCCACAGUUUCUGUAUUUCUUUAUACUGACUGUAAUAUGUUUUUGUUUGAGCUACAUGGGUAAAGACCUACCAGCAAAUUACAGUGAGGCCAAGUGCAUUACAUUCAGUCUGAUGGUCUAUAUCAUCUCUUGGAUCACUUUCUUCACCACCUAUAGUGUUAACAGAGGAACUUUAGCUAUGGCCUUGGAGGUGGUUGCCAUUCUUUUUAGUGUUCUUGGAGUACUUGGUGGAUACUUUUUGCCUAAAGUGUACAUCAUUUUAUUACAACCAAAAAAGAAUACCACUGCUCACUUUCAAAAUUGUAUUCAAAUGUAUACCAUGGCUAAACAGUGA